This is a messenger RNA of Scheffersomyces coipomensis, 2250 nucleotides long. Its product is annotated as JmjC domain, hydroxylase-domain-containing protein. Bases 1 to 2250 code for a protein of 749 amino acids. Gene Ontology annotation, cellular component: chromatin; nucleus. NCBI's taxonomy places the organism in Eukaryota, Fungi, Ascomycota, Pichiomycetes, Serinales, Debaryomycetaceae. The transcript is spliced from 2 exons. Gene Ontology annotation, biological process: chromatin remodeling; regulation of gene expression. The record is from RefSeq and is a predicted model, not a curated record. Gene Ontology annotation, molecular function: histone H3K36 demethylase activity; histone H3K9 demethylase activity.
AUGGAGUCUGAGUACGGAUACGACCCACAAUUGGUCAUCGAGCCAGCAUAUUACUCUGGUGGUGUUCCAGUGUUUGAGCCGACCAUGAAACAAUUUGAAGAUUUCUAUAAGUUUAACAAAGCAAUCAAUCGAUAUGGGAUGGAGUCAGGGAUUGUCAAAGUGGUACCUCCUAGAGAAUGGCAGAAUGCAGUGAAGAAAGGGUAUAAUGUGAAUAAUUUAUCUCGUAUUCAUAUUAAGAAUCCAAUUCUUCAACAAAUUAAUCAUAUUGGAUCUGGGGUAUUCUCUCAACAGAAUAUUGAAAGGCCACGUAAAUAUGACAUAUUUCAAUGGAAGGAAUUAGCAGAGAAGGCUAAUAAUAAACCACCAUCCAUAAGGAAGAAGAGUGAAGAUGCUCCUAGCAAUUCCGAUAAGAAUGAGAAAUCAAAACCAUCACAAUCCCCACCUAGAAGACAUCAUCAUCACUAUAAUUCAACGUAUAAUAUAGAUACAUCUGAAUUCACAGAAGAAAGAUGUGAAGAGUUGGAAAAGAAUUAUUGGAGAACUUUAACUUAUGCUGAACCUAUGUAUGGUGCUGAUAUGUUGGGUUCUAUAUUUGAAGAUUCUAUCAAAAGUUGGAAUGUCAAUAGUUUACCUAAUAUAUUAGAUUUAAUGGAUGUGAAAUUACCCGGGGUAAAUGAUGCUUAUCUAUAUGCUGGAUUGUGGAAAGCUACAUUUGCCUGGCAUUUGGAAGAUCAAGAUUUAUAUUCCAUCAAUUAUCUUCAUUUUGGUGCUCCUAAACAAUGGUAUUCAAUACCUCAAUCAGAACGAGAAAGAUUCUUCGAUAUUAUGCAAGACACAUUUCAUGAUGAAUAUAAGAAUUGUCCUGAAUUCCUUAGACAUAAGACAUUCCUAGUAUCUCCCGCAUUCCUUGCCAAACAUGGUAUUACUGUAAAUAAAAUAGUUCAUAAUGAAGGUGAAUUCAUGAUAACUUAUCCCUAUGGAUAUCAUGCUGGUUUCAAUUAUGGUUAUAAUCUAGCUGAAUCAGUUAAUUUUGCCUUAGAUGAUUGGUUCCCCAUCGGGAAAGCAUCUCAGAAGUGUGAAUGUAUAAGUGAUGCUGUGGCCAUAAAUAUUGAACAAAUUGUCUGCAAAUUUAAAGGAAUUCCAUAUGUUCCACCUGAUUCUGAUUCCGAUACGGAACAAACUGAAGACCAAAAAGGUGCCUCAAAACAACAGCCCAUUAUAAAAAGGGUCAAGAAGACCCCUAAACAAUCUAAUUCUCAGUCAUCACUCAAGACGGAAAGGGAAUGUUAUUUGUGUCCUAAUAACUUUUCUAACAAUCCUAUGAUGAAGGCAGAUCCAUUAUUUCAUUUAAUUGAUACUGAUUUGACAAUUAAAGGUAAUAAAGCUCAAGUACAUAAAAUAUGUGCCAAUAUGUUUAAAAACGAGUUAACAUAUGAUCCCGAAAAUGAAAGUAUAGCUGGCUUAUCACUCAUUUCCAAAGAUCAAAAGAAGCUACCAUGUAAAUUAUGUUUGAGAACAUUCGAGGGAGCCUGUUUUCAAUGCAGUUAUUCUAAAUGUACGCGUGCUUACCAUGGUACUUGUGGGGUUGCUGAUGGAGUGGUAUAUAACUUGGAAGAUGGAGGUAAAGUAUUAUGUAAAUACCAUCGUUCUAAGAAGAUGUCUAAUAAUAGAUUCCAAAAAUUAUCCUCCAUACAAGGAAUAAGUUCAUUUAUUCAAUUUGUGUUUAAUGGUAGGUAUUAUUUUGGUAAAGUUUUAAGAAAUAAUCAAAAUGAACAUUCAUUUCAUGUAUUGGUUUAUCCUGACUUACAUGAAGUUUUCGAAAUUUCUUAUGAUAAUGUUUUGAUUGGAAGUAAUGCUGAACAAUUGGAUAAUUCAAUAUUUAUAGAUACGUUUAAAUCGAAUUAUUUGAAUAUUAAAGCUGAUAAUAUUCAUAGCAGUAAUGAUAAUAUUAUUGAGAUAAGUGAUGAGGAGAGUCAAGAGAAGUAUAAUCAAAUGUCAAAUUUAAGUCUGGCUAUUACGGAACAUAAGAAUUACAUUCUGAUUCCAAGUUCUCCUCAAUCAGAACUCGCUUCAUCUCCUCGAAUCUUUACCAAACAGGCAGUAAAGAAAGAUGCAUUUAAGGAUGAAGUUAUAAUCAUCAGUGAUGGUACAACUCAAGCGGAAAAUAUCGCUAGUGACGAAUUAGACACACAUACUGCUGGGGAAGUUGUAUCCCCAAAGACAAGGUCGGGAAGGGUUUAUACUAAAUAA